Elephantulus edwardii (Cape elephant shrew) is the source of this 1599-nucleotide messenger RNA. It is a transcript of the gene FMO3, whose product is annotated as flavin containing monooxygenase 3. The transcript is spliced from 8 exons. The record is from RefSeq and is a predicted model, not a curated record. Lineage: Eukaryota; Metazoa; Chordata; Mammalia; Macroscelidea; Macroscelididae. Gene Ontology annotation, molecular function: N,N-dimethylaniline monooxygenase activity; NADP binding; flavin adenine dinucleotide binding. Bases 1 to 1599 code for a protein of 532 amino acids.
AUGGUCAAGAGAGUGGCCAUCAUUGGUGCCGGGGUCAGUGGUCUGGCCUCUAUCAGAACCUGUUUGGAAGAGGGACUGGAGCCCAUCUGCUUUGAGAGAAGUGAUCAUGUUGGGGGCCUGUGGAAAUUCUCGGACCAUCCAGAGGAUGGGAGGGCUAGCAUUUACCGAUCGGUUUUCACCAACUCUUCCAAAGAGAUGAUGUGCUUUCCAGACUUCCCUUAUCCUGAUGACUUCCCUAACUUUAUGCACAACAGCAAGCUCCAGGAAUAUAUCACUGCAUUUGCCAAAGAAAAGAACCUUCUGAAAUACAUACAAUUUAAGACACUAGUAUCCAGUGUUAAAAAACGCCCUGAUUUCUCAGUCACUGGCCAGUGGGAUAUCACUGUUGAAAAGGAUGGUAAACAAGAAUCUACCAUCUUUGAUGCUGUCAUGAUUUGUUCUGGACAUCAUGUGUAUCCCAACCUACCAACAGACUCUUUUCCAGGUCUAAAACAUUUUAAAGGCAAAUGCUUCCACAGCCGGGACUACAAGCAACCAGAGAAAUUCAAGGGGAAGCGAGUCCUGGUGAUUGGUUUGGGGAAUUCAGGCUGUGAUAUUGCCACGGAACUCAGCCAUACGGCAGAACAGGUUAUCAUCAGCUCCAGAAGUGGCUCCUGGGUGAUGAGCAGGGUCUGGGAUGAUGGCUACCCAUGGGACAUGUUGGUGAUCACUCGAUUUGAAACCUUCCUCAAGAACAACUUACCGACAGCCAUCUCUGACUGGUGGUACAUGAAGAAGAUGAAUUCAAGAUUUAAGCAUGAGAACUAUGGCUUGAUGCCUUUAAAUGGAAUCCUGAGGAAAGAGCCUGUGUUUAAUGAUGAGCUCCCAGCUCGCAUUCUGUGUGGCACUGUAUCCAUUAAACCUAAUGUGAAGACUUUCAGAGAGACUUCUGUCAUUUUUGAGGAUGGAUCUGUGUUUGAAGCCAUUGACUAUGUCAUUUUUGCAACAGGGUAUGGCUAUGCCUACCCUUUCCUUGAUGACUCCAUCAUUAAAAGCAGAGACAAUGAAGUCACCUUGUUUAAAGGCAUCUUCCCUCCUUUACUAGAGAAACCAACAAUGGCGGUGAUUGGCCUUGUCCAGUCCCUUGGGGCUACCAUCCCUACAACUGACUUGCAGGCUCGCUGGGCAGCACAAGUAAUAAGGGGAACUUGCACUUUACCUUCUGCAGAAGACAUGAUGAAUGAUAUUGAUGAGAAAAUGGGGAAAAAACUCAAAUGGUUUGGCAAAAGUGAGACCAUACAGACAGAUUAUAUUACUUAUAUGGAUGAAAUUUCCUCCUUUAUUGGGGUAAAGCCCAAUAUCCUAUGGCUUUUUCUCACAGAUCCUAAGUUGGCCUGGGAAGUGUUCUUUGGCCCAUGCAGUCCAUACCAGUUCAGGCUGGUGGGGCCAGGGAAGUGGCCAGGAGCCAGAAAUGCCAUCAUGACCCAGUGGGACAGGGCACUAAAACCCAUGACGACUCGAGCUGUUGGAAGUCCUCAGAAGCCUUCUUCAUUUUUCCAUUUUCUCAAGCUCCUUGCUAUUCCUUUUGUGCUCAUUGCUAUUUUGUUGGUGUUGAUUUAA